Microthlaspi erraticum is the source of this 867-nucleotide messenger RNA. NCBI's taxonomy places the organism in Eukaryota, Viridiplantae, Streptophyta, Magnoliopsida, Brassicales, Brassicaceae. The record is from the annotation of a GenBank genome assembly.
AUGAAUUUCAACAAAGUUCCAAAGGUGCCAGGCGCUGGUGCGAUAUCGGCGUUGCUUAAGGUCGGGAUUAUCGGUGGACUAGGUCUCUACGGUGCCACUCACAGUUUCUACAAUGUCGACGGAGGUCACCGAGCCAUCAUGUUCAACCGUUUAGUCGGUAUCAAAGAUAAGGUUUACCCUGAGGGCACACACCUUAUGCUUCCUUGGUUCGAGAGGCCCGUCAUCUACGAUGUUCGUGCACGACCUUACCUUGUUGAGAGCACAUCUGGAAGCCGUGAUCUCCAGAUGGUGAAAAUUGGGCUAAGGGUUCUCACGCGUCCCAUGGCAGACCAGUUGCCUGAGAUCUACAGAACCCUUGGUGAGAACUACAGCGAGAGAGUUCUGCCUUCUAUCAUCCACGAGACUUUGAAAGCUGUGGUUGCUCAGUACAACGCAAGCCAGCUUAUUACUCAGAGAGAGGCGGUCAGUAGGGAGAUCAGAAAGAUUCUGACUCAACGAGCGACGAACUUCAACAUUGCGCUUGACGAUGUGUCAAUCACGACCUUGACGUUCGGAAGAGAGUUCACGGCUGCCAUUGAAUCCAAGCAGGUGGCGGCUCAAGAGGCUGAGCGGGCCAAGUUCAUUGUUGAGAAGGCCGAACAAGACAAGAGAAGUGCAGUUAUCCGCGCUCAGGGAGAAGCCAAGAGUGCUCAGCUCAUAGGUGAAGCCAUUGCAAACAACCAAGCUUUCAUUACGCUCAGGAAGAUCGAGGCGGCAAGAGAGAUUGCGCAGACCAUAGCGCACUCCGCGAACAAGGUGUACUUGAGCUCAGACGACCUGUUGCUUAACCUCCAGGAGAUGAAUUUGGAUGUGAAUGCAAAGAAGUAG